AUGGGUGCUCCUCAUCUUUUCUCUUCUCUUAGCUGUGAGUUGAAAAUCAUACAAGCAAAAAGCGUGGAAUUCAAGCCCACCGGUUCCUUCUUUGUUAGAUACUAUCUUUCUGCAGGAAACAACAAAAGAAUUCGCCUCAACACCCGAGAAAUCUCCUCUAAGUCCGACCUCUCUUGGAACGAGUCCUUCUCUUUGGACUGUGUUGGUAGCCAAGACUCCAUGGACAACCUAAAGCAAGAAAACGUGGUGUUUGAGCUCCGUUGGAGGAACAAAGUUCCAGUUCUUGGAAAGAUUGGAAGGUCACAGCUGUUGGGGAGGGCAGAGAUUCCAUGGAAACAAGUGUUUGAGUCACCAAACAUGGAAAUAGAGAAGUGGGUCACGAUGAUUUCAACGAGGAGGCAUGUGCUUGAUGGUGCCAAGCCACCUAAGCUGCAGGUGGGGAUGAGAAUUCAAGUUCCUGCAAUGGUGGAAAUGGAGACUAGGACACAUGUAAAGGUUAACAAGUGGAAAUAUGAGUGUGAAUGCAAAGAUGGUCAUGGCUACAGUACUUGUGAAGAUUACGAAAUUUUUGCACUAGCGGCUGCUUUGGAGGCCUUUUAG
Quercus robur (English oak) is the source of this 600-nucleotide messenger RNA. RefSeq lists its product as uncharacterized. The record is from RefSeq and is a predicted model, not a curated record. The coding region runs from base 1 to 600 and encodes 199 amino acids. Lineage: Eukaryota; Viridiplantae; Streptophyta; Magnoliopsida; Fagales; Fagaceae. The transcript has a single exon.